Musa acuminata subsp. malaccensis (wild Malaysian banana) is the source of this 843-nucleotide messenger RNA. RefSeq lists its product as uncharacterized. NCBI's taxonomy places the organism in Eukaryota, Viridiplantae, Streptophyta, Magnoliopsida, Zingiberales, Musaceae. The record is from RefSeq and is a predicted model, not a curated record.
UCUGUUCCCAGUUACGGAGUCUCCGUUUCGUCAUCCGGUGCUUUAAAAUUCGUCACCCGGUGAUUUGUUUUGGACCGUCAGAUCCCGGAAAUGGACGCGAUCCAAGCGGCGAAAAGGAGGGCGAUGCGGCGGUACCGCCGGCUCCAAAGGAUCGGAACGCUGCUCCGCUGCCUCGAGGCCUCCGCUGCUCUCUUCCUCCUCUCCUGGUCCUCCGCCCGCAUCCCCGCCGGUUUCCUCCGCCACCUCGCCUCCGUCCUCCUCAGCUCCCGCUUCGUCUUCCUCCUCGCCAACGCCAUCGUUCUACUCCUCCUCGCCGACUCCGGCCGGAAAUUUCCCGCCUCUCCCAACUCCUCCUCCGGCGAUUUCUACGAGGAGUUCCUCGAGACCCGCGGCAGCCGGCUCUCCUGCCCCCUCCCGCCGCCACCGGUGGCGGUGGUGUUCGAGGACAAGGCGGUGUGCGUGGAGAUGCGCGCAGACCAGCGGAGCCAGUCGGACAGGGUGGAUCCUCGCAGGGGGGCGCCACCCGAGCUCCGGGGCGACAAGACGCAGGUGACGGAGGAGGAGAUUCCGGCGGAUGCGGAGGAGUUCCGGCGCGCGGUGGAGGCGUUCAUCGCGAAACAGACCAAGUUUCACCUGCAGGAGCGCAUGGCCAUCGUCUCGGCGCCCGCGCCCUUAAACUGUUCCGUGGGAUCACCAGAACCGACUAUUUUACAACAAUAAUAAUCAUAUAUAUAUAUAUAUGGAAAAAUAAAAAUGUAGAUGAUAUAAAGAGUUAUCACGCAAUGUGAUGACUUCUCUGGAAUUUGGCGGCAUUAUAUUCCAAGAAAAAUUAGUUUUAAAUGA